AUUCACUUCCGGUUUGUCUCUCAUUUACUUGCCCUUUUAGGAUCCAUCCAUUGGCCAGCUGGUUCAUACGGGAUACCCAAAGCUGCAUCCGGGUGUCCAGGUGCUAAUGGAUUUCAGUGGCUCAUUGGGAGGAGAUAUCAGGAUACCGAAGAUAGCAAUCCUAACAACCAUAAAUCACCGCAAUUCCAUCUUGACGCAACUGUGGACAGCAAAAGGGGCAUUAUCCGCUCUUUCUGCAUGAAAACAGACACAUCAACUGAUAUGACACGAGGCUCAUGGCCUCCAGGUACAAAGUUAGUUCACCGUAAAAGAACGCGGACGUUGCGCUCAUUUUAGAUCCCCUGUCUCCAUCUGUGCUUCAUUUACGUUAAAAAUACUUUACAAAACACAAUUGGGAAUUCAUCAUUUUCACUAAAACCAUAUUGAAGCUUUUUUACCCUCCAAAAUUUUACAUCACCGUUAUCUUCGAUUUCUCUUUAGACGACUGUGAUACCCAGGAAAAACUGAAAUUUGGGAACUAGGGGUUAACAAAGUGCAAUUUGGUCAUCGAAAAUGAUGAAAUGAUUUCGGGACACCUAACACGUAAGGCAGCGCACUAAAAUUAUCCAAUAAAACGCUAAAGAGUAUUAAUACCUUUCUUUUACAUGGAAUAUUCAGGUAAAUACUGCAUUUACAAGAAAGGGGGUUCCUGUCCAAUCAGUCUCACAUCAGGAUAUAUCAAAUGGGACGAUGAGGACAAUAACAACAAAAACAACCAAACCGGGACACUUCCUGAUGGCGUAUACGAUCGCAACACAAAGAUUGAAUUUUGUUGUAGAACAGAUGGAGAUAAAAACAAUCCCAUCUCUCUCCCCACCCUCAAGCCAUUUUUCCUGCUAGCUUAUGAUUCCGCUGAAUGCCAGCAGGUGAGAUGGGCGGUGGUAAGUGUGGAGUGGAUACGGUUUGAUAAUGAAGAUUCUAGUAACGCAGACGACCAAGGAGGGUCACAUCCUCAUGGUGCUGGAAUUGAUAAUCACAAAAUUCAUUACUGUUAUUAUCAAGGUAAGCAAUUUGAAAUGUUGGACGCAUUAUAUUCUCUCAAAAAACCUUAUACAAAGGUCCAUCUUACAAUUCAAAAUGUCAAUUAGUCAGCAUACUUGAAGAACGAUUCUUAGAUUACAUAACUGCUAAAUCUAGCCUAGAUAGUGUCAACCUUGUUCCCAGGGUUUUCUUUUACUCGGCCUCCGGAGCUCGAGGGGCAGACCCUGGGAAAGAGGUAGAGAUAAUGUUUGCCUUUGCAGUCAGCUAUUUCACUCAACGAAACCUUUCUCCGCUUUUCUCUAUGGUUUGCUUCUUGCGGGAUUUCAUAUCAAUAACUGAACGCCAUUUAUCUUUUCAAAGCCAACAUCUCAGCUGCAGAAGAAAGUUUACCAUUUGGACAAACACCAGCUCCUUUGAAACAUGCUUAUUUGAGCUUGUUCCUCUCUGACAUCUUGCGGCAAGUUCAGAACCACAACCGCAAGAUUUGCUCGUUGCAAUCAAGAAGAAAAAGUACUGUAAGAGAGUUACAGAACGUUCUUUACUUAAGAGAAGUGGAGAAAAGGAAUCUUAAUUGUAUUUGAUGUGCUACAAUGGUUAUUGAAAAUAUACAGGCCCUUCUAACAUUCACGCCCAGGGUUUGUGACUUUUUUCCAGGGUGCAACGAAACGCUAACGGGAUUGAACGGCACCUUCCACUCUCCAAACUAUCCAAACAAAUACCCGAAUGGACAGUACUGCUCCUGGACGAUCACAGUCAGCCCAGCCCAACAGAUCCACUUAACGUUCACAGACUUCAGUUUGCAAAACGAAAAUAACACGGACGUUCUGUAUGUGUACGAUGGAAAAAAUGUCACUGGGAAGGUGUUGGGAGUUUUCUCUGGGGGUCAUCGUCCACCCAAAAGAGGGAUCUACUCGUCGUCAAACAACAUGUUUUUAAUAUUCAAAUCUGAUAUGAAUAUCUCUUUCACCGGCUUCAGUGCGUUGUACAAUGCCACAAACUGUUUGAGUUAUAGCUGUGUCACUGUUGCCAACCAAACCACACAAACUACAAAAGUGACACGGUCGGGAAACAGUGGCCAUCUUGCAACGCCAUAUUCGUUUCCAGUGACCACGUUGUCAACUUCCACAAGGAGUGCAGUGAUAUCUUCUAUGAAGAGAUCA
Porites evermanni is the source of this 2180-nucleotide messenger RNA. Lineage: Eukaryota; Metazoa; Cnidaria; Anthozoa; Scleractinia; Poritidae. The record is from the annotation of a GenBank genome assembly.